AUGUGUCAGUUUUUUGGAAUAGAAAAGAGGAGAAUAACCGCUUAUCACCCACAGACAGGUGGACUAUGCGAGCGUUUCAAUGGAAUUCUAAAGACUCUCCUUCGAAUGAGAGUUAACAAUGAUAAGGACGAUUGGGAUGAGCAACUACCUCAUGCUUUACUAGCGUAUCGAGUUAGCAAGCAGUCUUCUACCGGAGCAACACCAUUUGAAAUGUUGUAUGGAAGAGAUCUCAGAUUGCCCCUAGGAGUAGAACCUGAAGAACUAGAAACCAAACCAACUCAUGGACCCGCCAAGUACCUAGAAGAUAUAAAGAAGCGACAGAAUAACAUGCGAAAGAUCGUAAGGGAGAGAAUCGAACAGUCCGAGAAGAAACAGAAACGUUGUUAUGAUUCACGAAAUCGUGCAUGCCGGAGUCUGGACUUUACCAUUGGAGAUAUGGUACUUUUAAAGAACUUUAGAGCUCGAGGAUUAGACGAAAAAUACGUUGAAAAAUACGUAUCUAAUUGUAAAUGUCCAAGAUACUAG
This is a messenger RNA of Paramuricea clavata, 525 nucleotides long. NCBI's taxonomy places the organism in Eukaryota, Metazoa, Cnidaria, Anthozoa, Malacalcyonacea, Plexauridae. The record is from the annotation of a GenBank genome assembly.